UUCUGCAAAACAAACGUUUUUCAGAUGCCGCCUCAAAUCAACGUGAAAGUGAACUUGGUGAUCCAGAGGAUACUGUGACAGACUCCUUCUGUUUUACCGUCCAGUUCUUUCUUCAAGAAACUAGAGAACAGGGAAGAUCAACAAUGAAUGUGACUCCGUUUGUGGCCGCAUUCACUGGGUUAACUACAGAAAUUGAACAGGGAAGAUCAACAAUGAAUGUGAAUCCGUUUGUAACCGCAUUCACUGGGUUAACUACACAGAUUGGUUUAGAGUAUUAUGGAGAGGAUUCUUCCACCCCUACAGGUGAUUAUGAUGAUGCACCGAUAUGUGACAGGGGAGAAGUGAGGCGAUUUCGAAUGUACUAUGAGCCUGCCCUCUACUGGAUCAUCGUGAUUCUGGGAGCCAUUGGCAACUCCAUGGUGGUCUUGAUAUAUACACACUUCAAGAACCGUCUGAAGACUAUGACGGAUGUCUAUCUGCUGAACCUGGCCGUGGCUGAUAUCUUUUUUCUCUGCACUCUGCCAUUCUGGGCAGCCGAUUCCAUCAACGGCUGGACCUUUGGCUCUGCCCUCUGCAAAAUGAUGUCCGCCAUUUACAAAAUCAACUUCUUCAGCAGCGUUUUUCUUCUCACCUGCAUCAGUGUUGACCGCUACAUCGUAAUCGUCCAGACUACCAAGGCGCAGAACUCCAAGAAGAGUCGACUGCUGUACAGCAAGCUCAUCUGUGUUUUAGUCUGGAUCCUGGCGGUGAUAUUGGCGAUCCCGGAGUUCCUUUUCGCCCGCUCCAAAGCAGAUAUGGAGGGCAAUCAUUUUUGUACCAUGGUCUACUCUAACAAUGAGAACAACCAUAUCAAAAUUCUGGUGCUGGCUCUCCAGAUCUGCAUGGGCUUCUGCAUUCCCCUCAUGGUCAUGAUGUUCUGCUACACCGUUAUCGUCCGCACCCUGCUCAAAACCAGAAACUUCCAGAAGCACAAGGCCCUGCGCGUGAUUUUGGCAGUUGUGGCCGUGUUUAUCCUCUCUCAGCUCCCGUACAACAGCAUGUUAGUCUUAGAAGCCACUCAGGCAGCCAAUACCACCAUCACAAAAUGCGAAGAAUUGCAGCGAUUUGAUAUCACCACCCAAAUCAUGAAGAGUCUCGCCUACAUGCAUAGUUGCUUAAACCCGUUCCUGUACGCUUUCGUCGGGGUGCGUUUCCGAAAGGACAUCAUUCGUUUAUUCCAUUUCUAUGGUUGCAUGCCGUCUCAAAAGAAGUCCAAACUGCUGCCGGGAGGACCACAGCGUUCCUCUGUCAUGUCAGACACGGAGACCACCAAUGCUCUUUCAUUGUGAGCCAUAUCAGGACACUGUCAGUGAGGUUUGCUCAGCAUGAACUUUAUUUUCACUGCAGGUGCGCGGCAUCUGAAACAGAUGUUCUUGGUCGGCUUGCUUGCGAGAGAACAUUUUGCACGCUUGAAACGUGUUGUUUGGCAGGGGGUGUUGUUUGGCAAUGUUGAUGCCACGACUGCAGUCCUAAAUGUAAAACUGUGUUCUCUUUGUUUGAGUGGGCUGUCAAUGUGAAUGUCAAAUCCAGAUCAAGUAAUUGUGGACCGUGUAAAUGGUGUCGCCACAGGGAGAGUGCACAGUCACCAGUAGUUUCCAUCUCUUUCUCAGCAUUAAUGUUUUUCAGUUUAUCUACAUGUUGUAUACCAAGAUUUAUCAUGUAUAAGCACUGAAUUUGACAAAUAUUUUUAUGAAUGCUAUUUUGUGAUGACAUAUUUUGUCUUUUAUUGGCUGCAAAAGUAAAACUGUGAAUGUGUUUUUGUCUUAUUUGAGCCGGUUUUGUACAUAAACUGUUUUCUUUGUGUUUCUCAGUGUUCAUAGGUGUUUGCUGCUCAUUUUGUAUAACUUGUAUGACAAAUUUUAAUUAAACACAAAAUAACCUAA
This is a messenger RNA of Triplophysa dalaica, 1922 nucleotides long. It is a transcript of the gene ccr9a, whose product is annotated as chemokine (C-C motif) receptor 9a. The record is from RefSeq and is a predicted model, not a curated record. Gene Ontology annotation, biological process: chemotaxis; G protein-coupled receptor signaling pathway; immune response. Lineage: Eukaryota; Metazoa; Chordata; Actinopteri; Cypriniformes; Nemacheilidae. The transcript has 4 exons. Bases 144 to 1328 code for a protein of 394 amino acids. Gene Ontology annotation, molecular function: chemokine receptor activity. Gene Ontology annotation, cellular component: membrane.